Messenger RNA from Didymodactylos carnosus, 267 nucleotides. The record is from the annotation of a GenBank genome assembly. Lineage: Eukaryota; Metazoa; Rotifera; Eurotatoria; Philodinida; Philodinidae.
AUGUGUUCAAAACCUUCGAUAUCGAAAAAAUAUUUUCAAAAACUUGAUCAGCGAAGUGUACCGUUACGUGGACAAGCCGUGCAAUUCUUUCUCACAUGUGUAACGGAUAAUUGGUCCAUAACCGUUGCCGAUAUUGAAUUUUUAAAUAUUUUAAUUGCUCGUUUCUUAUCAACAUUUUUCAAAUUUCUUGCUGUUUUAGUAACAAAGUUUAGUUUAAAACAUAGUACACAUUAUGCACAGCUCGGUGUUGAAGGUCUCACUGUCUGA